This is a messenger RNA of Arabis nemorensis, 2925 nucleotides long. Lineage: Eukaryota; Viridiplantae; Streptophyta; Magnoliopsida; Brassicales; Brassicaceae. The record is from the annotation of a GenBank genome assembly.
AUGAGACUACUGAGCAAAAAAUUCCCCGUCUCUUCUAACAUCAUGUACUCUGCAUCGGCCAUUUCGGUUCCAACGUCUUGUUGUUAUCUUCGUCUCCAUUGUAGUAUUUCGACAGAGCCAUCACACCGUCCCAAAUUGAGCCGAAUUCGGACAAACCCAUCUCUAAAUUACCCCGGAAAGUUCAUCGAAGCUCCUUCUUCGAGGAUUACUUGUUCCGAUGGAGGCCUUAACGAAGCUUUUCAACGGCUGGACGGGUUAGUCCAUAUCGACGAUUAUUCUCCAAUGGAAGCGUAUGCCUACGUUCUUGAGCUUUGUGGAAAAAGGAGAGAUAUCUCCAAAGGUCGGCAGCUUCAUUCACGCAUCUUCAAGGCUUUCCCUGCAAGUGAAUUAGAUCUUUUGGCCGGUAAGCUUGUGUUUAUGUACGGUAAGUGUGGGUAUUUGGAUGAUGCAGAGAAGCUGUUUGACGAAAUGCGUGAGAGAACGGCCUUUGCAUGGAAUGCCAUGAUAGGAGCCUAUGUUUCGAAUGGUGAACCUGCUACAGCUCUUGCUAUAUACCGCAAUAUGCGGGUUGAGGGCGUCCCUGUCGAUCUUUAUUCUUUUCCUGUUUUGCUUAAAGCCUGCGGCAAACUUGGAGAUAUCCAGAGUGGGGCUGAGCUUCAUUGUCUCGUCGUUAAACUUGGCUACAGUUCAACAGAUUUUAUUGUCAAUGCGUUGAUUUCUAUGUAUGCUAAGAAUGAUGACCUAAGCGCAGCAAGGCGUCUGUUUGACGGAGCAGAAGAGAAAGGAGAUGUUGUUCUGUGGAAUUCUAUUAUGUCUUCAUAUUCCACGUCUGGGAAAUCUUUGGAGACCUUAGAAUUAGUCAGAGAAAUGCAGAUUAAUGGUCCUGUCUCCAACAGCUACACUUUUGUUUCUGCUCUCACAGCCUGUGAAGGCUUGUCGCUUGCAAAGUUAGGGAAAGAGAUCCACGCUGCUAUUCUGAAAUCAAGUCAUUGUUUUGAGGUAUAUGUGUGCAACGCCUUGAUUGCAAUGUAUGCAAGGUGUGGUAAAAUGUUUGAGGCAGGAAGGAUCCUUCGUCAGAUGGAUAACGACGAUGUUGUGUCAUGGAAUUCCCUGAUUAAGGGAUAUGUACAGAAUUUCAUGUGCAAGGAGGCCUUAGAACUCUUUCGUGAUAUGAUUGCUGCUGGCCACAAACCCGACGAGGUUUCAGUGACCAGCGUCAUUGCAGCGUCAGGAAGAUUAAGCAAUCCGUUGGUAGGUAUGGAAUUGCAUGCUUAUGUGAUUAAACAUGGCUGGGAUUCUAAUCUGCAGGUUGGGAACACGUUGAUAGAUAUGUAUUCAAAGUGCAACCUCACAGGUUAUAUGGGCCGUGCGUUUCUUAUGAUGCGUGAAAAAGAUAUUAUUUCAUGGACUACAGUCAUUGCUGGUUAUGCUCAGAAUGAUUGUCAUGUAGAGGCCUUAGAACUCUUCAGAGGUGUUGCUAAGAAAAGGAUGGAGAUUGAUGAAAUGAUGCUUGGAAGCAUCCUUCGAACUUGUAGUGUGCUAAAACCUAUGCUUAUUGUCAAAGAAAUUCAUUGUCACAUCUUGAGGAAAGGUUUACUUGAUACUGUGAUACAGAAUGAGUUGGUAGAUGUCUAUGGAAAAUGCAUGAACAUGGGCUAUGCUACUCGAAUAUUUGAAUCAAUUAAAGGUAAAGAUGUUGUCUCUUGGACAAGCAUGAUCUCGUCUAGUGCUCAUAAUAGUAACGAAAAUGAGGCUGUUGAACUCUUUCGACGCAUGGUUGAAGCUGGUUUGGCGGCUGAUUCCAUAGCAUUGUUAAGUAUACUGUCAGCUGCAGCAAGUUUAUCCACCCUCAAGAAAGGGAGAGAAGUUCAUGGCUACUUAUUCCGGAAGGGUUUUCCCCUAGAGGGGUCAAUUGCUGUUGCAGUUGUUGACAUGUAUGCCUGCUGUGGAGAUUUACAGAGCGCAAAGGCUGUAUUUGAUCGGAUAGAAAGGAAAGGUUUACUGCAAUACACAAGUAUGAUCAAUGCAUAUGGAAUGCACGGCUGUGGAAAAGCAUCUGUUGAGUUGUUCAAUAAAAUGAGGCAUGAAAACGUCUCGCCUGAUCACAUUUCAUUUCUGGCACUUCUUUAUGCUUGCAGCCACGCAGGUCUCCUUGACGAGGGUAGAAGGUUUCUCAAUAUCAUGGAACAUGAAUAUAAAUUGGAACCAUGGCCUGAACAUUAUGUGUGUUUGGUUGAUAUGCUUGGUCGUGCAAAUUGUGUGUUGGAAGCCUUUGAUUUCGUUAAAAUGAUGAAGACAAAACCAACCACGGAAGUGUGGUGUGCACUCCUUGCGGCAUGCCGAUCUCACUCAGAGAAAGAAAUUGGAGAGAUAGCAGCUCAGAGACUCCUUGAGCUAGAACCUAAGAAUCCAGGAAAUCUUGUGCUUGUAUCUAAUGUCUUUGCUGAACAAGGCAGAUGGAAGGAUGUUGAAAACGUGAGGGCCAAAAUGAAAACAAGCGGAUUGAAGAAACACCCUGGAUGUAGUUGGAUUGAGAUUGACGGCAAGGUUCAUAGAUUUACAGCAAGGGAUAAGUCUCAUCCAGAAACUAAAGAGAUAUAUAAGAAAUUGUUCGAGGUUACUAGGAAGUUGGAGAGGGAAACUGGUUAUCUAGCUGACACAAAAUUCGUUCUGCAUAAUGUAGAGGAAGAGGAGAAGGUUCAAAUGCUGCAUGGACACAGUGAGAGGCUAGCAAUUGCUUAUGGUCUGCUCAGAACACCUGACAGGGCCUGUCUCCGGAUCACAAAAAAUCUACGUGUCUGUAGCGAUUGCCAUACAUUUUGUAAGCUGGUCUCUAAGGUAUUCAGCCGAGACAUUGUGAUGAGGGAUGCAAAUAGAUUUCAUCAUUUUGAAAGUGGACUGUGUUCUUGCGGGAAUUCUUGGUGA